This is a messenger RNA of Biomphalaria glabrata, 402 nucleotides long. RefSeq lists its product as uncharacterized. The coding region runs from base 1 to 402 and encodes 133 amino acids. Lineage: Eukaryota; Metazoa; Mollusca; Gastropoda; Planorbidae. The transcript has 3 exons. The record is from RefSeq and is a predicted model, not a curated record.
AUGAUCACUACUGGCAGGACUGGAGCUAUGACAACUAUAGCCCUCUUUCUUUUUGGGAUGGCCCCAUUGUUUAAUUCAGUGUCUGGGGCUACCUGUACAAGCAACACAUGUGUUGCCUCCAUGUUCACUCUAGCAACAUGUAGUGCAACCACGCACCUUUGUUCUUGUGAAGCUGGUCAUGUCCCGGUCCGUACCGGAUGCGGAAAGAAAUAUUCCAAACCAAAAGUGAUUCUCCCGGAUGGAUACAGCUUUGAAGUAUUGGAGGGAAAGAAUGCAGAAUUGAAGUGUUCCACAGAUGCUCCAUUUGUUGACUGGUAUUACGACAAUGGUACUUUCGUCACUACAGGCACGACCUACACUCUUGCAUCGUCCUCGGCUGCUAAUGUAGGAAAAAUUAAGUAA